Messenger RNA from Paramisgurnus dabryanus, 2239 nucleotides. NCBI's taxonomy places the organism in Eukaryota, Metazoa, Chordata, Actinopteri, Cypriniformes, Cobitidae. The record is from RefSeq and is a predicted model, not a curated record.
AGCAAGAGCAUGAAAAGGGAGCGAAGCAGAUUGUAUCUUCAUUCAUUCUGUAAAAUAUUAACUUCUACUGCAUCAACGUUUUUUAUGUGUCCAGCAGUAAACAACUGAGAUGGACAAAUAUUUGUUCUUUUUUCUACUGUUUGCAUGUGCGUCCUUGAGCCAUUCAGAUUCGAAAAGCUGUAAUGGCCGUUGUGGACAAGGCUACUACAAAGGAAGUUUAUGCCAGUGUGAUUAUGAGUGUCUAGGACUUAAUGAAUGCUGUACAGACUUUAAAAGCCUCUGUACCACAAAGAACUCAUGUAAAGGACGCUGUGGGGAGCCUUUUGAAAGAGGCAAUACAUGUCACUGUGAUAAUGAUUGUAUCACAUACAAUCAAUGCUGCCCAGAUUAUGAGAGUUUUUGUUUGAUGGAAGAAUCCUCCAAUGAAGAUAUGACCAACUAUGAAGGAGCAGAGGAUUUAGAGACCCCUGUGGAUGAGGGCGCAAGUGCAUUUUUACCUGCACCAGCCGAGGCAACUCCAUCUAAAGCAAAGUGUCCGCCGACCAUAAAACCAGCAGCGGAGCCGGCGACCACAAAACCAACAGCGGAGCCGGAGAUCACAAAACCAACAGCGGAGCCGGCGACCACAAAACCAGCAGCGGAGCCGGCGACCACAACACCAGCAGCGGAGCCAGCGACCACAAAACCAGCAGCGGAGCCGGCGACCACAAAACCAGCAGCGGAGCCGGCGACCACAAAACCAACAGCGGAGCCGGCGACCACAACACCAACAGCGGAGCCGGCGACCACAAAACCAACAGCGGAGCCGGCGACCACAAAACCAACAGCGGAGCCGGCAAACACAACACCAACAGCGGAGCCGGCGACCACAAAACCAACAGCGGAGCCGGCAAACACAACACCAACAGAGGGUUCGCCGAGCACAACAUCAACAGAGGGUUCGCCGACCACCACCAAAACACCAACAGAGGGUUUGCUGACCACAACACCAACAGAGGGUUUGCUGACCACAACACCAACAGAGGGUUCGCCCACCACAACCAAAACACCAACAGAGGGUUCGCCCACCACAACACCAACAGAAAGUCUCACAACCAAAAGACCAAAAGAGGGUUCGCCGACCACACCACCAACAGAAAGUCUGACAACCAAAAGACCAAAAGAGGGUUCGCUGACCACAUCACCAACAGAGAGUCCGAUGACCACAACACCAACAGAGGGUCCCACAACUACAAAACCAAAAGAGGUUCCAGCAAAGGGUCCAACAAACAAACCAGUCACGAAACCUUUUAAACCAAGUUUAGAGAACAAUGACAAAAAAGAUAAAGACAGCGAGCUGUACCAAGCUGAUGACUAUGACACUAAUCUGUGUAGUGGGCGUCCAGUCAGUGGUCUGACAACACUCAGAAAUGGGACCAUCGUGGUGUUCAGAGGACAUUAUUUUUGGACACUGGAUAGAAACAGAAACCCUGAUCCUCCACGGUUGAUUACAAGUGUGUGGGGAAUCCCAUCUCCUAUUGACACCGUUUACACUCGUUGCAACUGCCUGGGAAAAACCUAUUUUUUCAAGGGGAAUAACUACUGGAGAUUUGAGAAUGAUGUAAUGGAUCCGGACUUCCCUAAACCCAUCAGCGAGGGCUUUGGGCGAAUCAGUCAUAUCACAGCUGCUUUAUCUAUGCCUCAGUACAGAAGCAGAAGGGAGUCUGUGAUCUUCUUCAGAAGAGGCGGGAAAGCUCAAACGUACACCUACCAAGUUACUCCAGAUUGUGGGAAAAGGCCAAUGACUCCAGGGAUCGGAUUAAGAAAUCGAUACAGAAGAGGGACUGAUUCAGCACUUGGGACAGUAAUCACCAUCUCAAACACCUGGAGAGGAUUUCCAACCACUGUGACCUCAGCUGUAUCGGUGCCGUCUAGGGUAAAAGAAGGAUACAAAUACUAUGUGUUCUCUCAAGGAAAUUCCCACAGCAUAAAAAUGGAAAGAGAUAAACCGGUGAUCCUAAAACCUGCCAACAGCCAAAAGGAAAACACGGCAAACAGUUUCUUCAAAUGUCCAAAAUCAGACAAAGAUUGAUUUUAUGCAAUGUACAGAAAACAUUACUACUUAUCAUUUUGAUAUUUUGUGUGAAAAAGCUGUUUUCAUAAUACUGGAAUUCAGAGACACCACCAAAUUGUUUUUUUCCAAAAAAUCAUUUAUUGUAAAAUUAUUCAAAUAAAAGUGUUGGUCACAACAGACAAAAAA